GACUGGUCACCCGUUCGCAAGCGAUUUGUGGCCUCUACUGCCUGCUUGAGCACAGCGCUCAUCGGGGUGCUGCUUGGUAUCUAUACAGGUCUAGUUCCAUCGAUCCAGUACUAUAUCGUGGAUCAAUCACAUGUCACUGUUCACGGCAACACCGGUUGUUUCCUUGCCCUUGCCAUUCCGUCGUUCUUUCUCUGGCCAUUGCCCUUACUCCACGGUCGGAAGCCUUACAUAAUGUCAAGUCUCAUUAUUGCAAUGCCUCUUCUUUUUCCACAAGCAAUUGCAGUCAGCAGUCCCAGGCUCACCAACACUGCAUCUUGGAGGGCAAUGCUGUUGGCCUCUCGUACCCUUUUUGGUGCUUCCCUAAUGUGUCAACAUCCCCAUGAAGAGGUUGUUGAUGAUUUCGACGCAAGAAGACAUGGUGGUGGCAUGGGUAUCUGGCUUGGUAUCUGGACCUGGUGCUGGAUUGGGUCUCUUGGACUUGGUUUUCUCAUUGGCGCAGCUAUCAUUGAUAAACACUCACCAGCAUGGGGUUUUUACAUCAGCAUUAUAAUGAUUGCAGUUGUCUUGAUCCUCAAUGUGAUAUGCCCCGAGGUUCGACGAUCUGCAUUCCGACGGUCGAUUGCAGAAGUCCGAACAGGAGGAGACAUCUCGCGUCGUCUGGCUCGAGGAGAAGUCAUGAUGCAUCGAGUCAAGACAGGUCCAAAGUGGUGGGGACAGGAAGCAUACCAUGGUGUCCGUUUAUCUUUGGAGAUGCUUGAACAACCUGGCUUCGCGGUUGUAGCGGUGUAUGUCGCAUGGAUUUAUGCACAAGUCGUUCUUGUCAUCAUUCUGCUGGGCUCACUCGUGUCUCGAUUCUAUCGUCUGAGGUCGCCGUACGUCGGGCUUCAUGUCGCCGCAGUCGCACUCGGCGCUCUACUUGCAAUUCCUUUCCAAAAGGCCAGCAUCUUCUCGAGAUCUCGCAACCGAGAAGGCAAAGCCAACCGCGAGGUUAUAGGCAAAAGGGUAGUAUGGUCUUCACAUCUAGUCCGCCGGGCCGUCUUCACUAUUGCCCUUCCGAUUGGUGGCGCCUGUUACGCUGCUGUUUCGUCAGGACCGCCAAUCAGUUCUGGCGUGCCAACAUUUUUUGCCUUUUGUAUAGGUUUUCUAUCCUGUCUCGCAAUUUCAGAAUGCAACGGCCUUAUCAUGGAAACCUUUGAUACAUCGGAUCUGUCUCCCGGAAUGGUUGGUCGCCACCGUGAUCCCUCGGGUCAAGACCAGCGCCGAACCAAUUACUCAUCUUUUCCGAGAGUGACAGCAGGAUUCGCUAUGAUACAAUCCUUCUCAUACAUACUUGCGGCUGGUUCAACUGCGCUGGGCGGUCAUGUAACUCGGAAGCUUGGCCAACAAGUUGCCACGAGCGUCGUAGCUGCGAUACUCUUCUUGUUGACAGUCCUCUUGUUGCUUGUUCUCAUUCGGUUCAAGAAUGUGCUCAUCAUACCUCGUUCAAAAUCAGAGGAGAUGGAGAGAAUUGCCCAAGCCCGUCGACGGUCUUCGAAACGUCGGGCUUCCAUGCCCAAUGACUUGCGUGCAUUGAUGGAAGAGGAUUAUGCCUGGCGACCCACAAUGAUAGGAAACCCGAUGGGCAAAAACCGCCGAAUGAACGUAUUGGAAAUGGGUAACCUGACAAGAUGGCAAGACAUUCGACGGAAAAAUAAGCUCAUAGAUGCGGGUGUUCAUCUCAAUCGUGAUACACUGGAUCAAGGUCUAGAUGCUCUAGAUGUUGCACUCGAAAACCAUGUCGAUGACAUGCGACAAAAUGCAUCUGGAUUCUUCAGACGAGGAAGCUUAAGAAAGCACGGAAGCCGCCUCCGUCGCAGCAACCAAAGCAGCGAACAGACAUUUCAUGACUUAGAACUGGACAUUCUUGAUCCAGUGGGUACGCCGAGCGAAUCAUCCCAGCAACCUCGACAGUAUGUCGAGAGGGAAUGUGUUAUGGGUCAAACAAUCAAGGAGAACAAAGACGAAGCCCAGGCUGGACCCAGCACUUCGCAAAAAGAUCAUACUUAAAGGGCACGAAGAGCAUUAUUGCGAGAGGGCGACCUAUAGAAUUAGAAU
Fusarium redolens is the source of this 2094-nucleotide messenger RNA. RefSeq lists its product as uncharacterized. The transcript has 2 exons. Gene Ontology annotation, biological process: transmembrane transport. The coding region runs from base 232 to 2046 and encodes 604 amino acids. Lineage: Eukaryota; Fungi; Ascomycota; Sordariomycetes; Hypocreales; Nectriaceae. Gene Ontology annotation, molecular function: transmembrane transporter activity. The record is from RefSeq and is a predicted model, not a curated record.